Messenger RNA from Laetiporus sulphureus 93-53, 555 nucleotides. RefSeq lists its product as uncharacterized. NCBI's taxonomy places the organism in Eukaryota, Fungi, Basidiomycota, Agaricomycetes, Polyporales, Laetiporaceae. The transcript has a single exon. The record is from RefSeq and is a predicted model, not a curated record. The coding region runs from base 52 to 555 and encodes 167 amino acids.
AAGGAGACGGAGCGCACGGCAGUUGCGACUGUAUCGCGCAAGCCCUCGGAGAUGCACAAGCAGGUGUCAGAAGCGCCCUCUUCUGCCACGGUCUCGAGUACAUCAACUGCGGCGACUGCAAAGCCCGCUCAAAGGCAAUCCGGAGGUGCUCAGCAAUGGACGGCGCCCCCGGGUCGUCGCCGGCGCGCGGAUAGCAAGUCAUCCGUGGCGACGUUUCACCAGGGCGGCGCGGAGUCGAUAUUCCGGCUGCUCCCGCGCGAGUCGCGUCCUGCGCUACAGCGGAUGAUGCACAUUGAGCCUUCGGCGCGCUGCACGCUGACGGAUUUGCUGCACGGGAAGGGCAAGUCGAAUGAUCUGCUUUGCGGAUGCCAUUCGCACGCGAAGGACGGCUCGUGGUGUGAAGACCACGAUCACCUACCGGAGGACGAGGACGAUGGCGACGCAUGGCUGAAGAGCAUCGUGCCAUGCUCGAAACCGGGCGUUAAGCCGAAUCACACACACAUCAAGGUUGCCGUUGACGAAAAGAGCAACGGACGGAAGAAGCCAUUCUUCUAG